Molecule: messenger RNA, 1204 nt
Organism: Caenorhabditis sp. 36 PRJEB53466
Lineage: Eukaryota; Metazoa; Nematoda; Chromadorea; Rhabditida; Rhabditidae
Source: the annotation of a GenBank genome assembly
AUGUUACUCUCAGUUUUGAUAUUUCUUCUUCUCAUUGAUAAUGUUGCGGCAAUCACGUGUUUCAAUUGUGAGAGUGAUUUUCAAGGUGCGUUACGGUAAGUUGUACCAGAAAACAUCCACCUGAAGACUUUAGUUCACGAUUUCUGCUUUAGCUGCCAACAACCAUGUGAAGGCUCUCAAUGCGUGGUCUGGAAGUGGAAUUCUCGCUCGGAACUCGCUAUCAAACAGGUCUCCUACUACGCCAAUGACGGGCGCAUCAUUAAAAUUUUGUAGGGAUGUCUUCAAGGCGUCGACAAGCAGUGGACGGCCAAAGUGGGUUGCCGUACCAAUCACUUAGGAGCCUCGCUUUGUGUGUGCGAGUGAGUCGCAUCUUCAAGUGUUUUUGACGUUGUCCCUUAUUUUUGCAAAAUUCGUUUAGCGAUGGUCCGCUAUGUAAUCGGGUGGAGAGAGCCGAACAGACGACGCGUCCUCUUCCGCAGAUUCGUCUCCCGGCUGUCGAGUGUCAAAGCAAAAUUCUAAGCACAGGAUUCGUGGGUCCGCGAAAGGAAAAAAUUUGCACUUCCAACUACUGCCACGUCACCAAAACCGAGACUUAUUUGGAGGAGCAUGUCACUCCUGAAGUGUUGAGCGUGUCGAAUUGCGGUGAUCUGCCCGAGUUCGAUUUCGAUGUGCGCCUCAAGAACUCGGUCGGCUUCCCGGGACUGUACGCGAACGGUUGUUAUCGUAUUCAAGUUGAAAAACGGGCGGCGACGGUGGAUUGUGUGUGCUCGAAGAACAAGUGCAACGAGAUGAUUCCGGAGAUUGAGACCGGGCAUGUCAGGUGCUAUAUGGGCAAGGAUUUCAGAAAUACCAGUCAGGUAUAAUCGUUUUACUUAUGUUCUGAUUCUGACCUAUAUUCGUUUAGGUAGACGCACACGAGUUCUGCGACGGAGAUUUUUGUCUGAUCCAGGACGCGCACGGGCGAGUCUCCAAAGGCUGCAUCUCGCUGAACGAGCGGAAUAGUUGGAGCCACCUCAAGUCGGGACAUCGUCGGAUUCUGGGAGUGAAACAGUGGCUUUGCCAAGCUCACUUGUGCAAUUAUGACAUCGAGAGGGCUAUGAAGACCGUACGGAGUAUGAGGACAGAAAAAAGCAAUGGGGGCAAGGCGUUGAGCGGAUUUCUUGUGCUCAUCUUGGGCCUUCUAGUUGUUACUGUAUUUUGUUAA